Molecule: messenger RNA, 3137 nt
Organism: Coregonus clupeaformis (lake whitefish)
Lineage: Eukaryota; Metazoa; Chordata; Actinopteri; Salmoniformes; Salmonidae
Product: 25-hydroxyvitamin D-1 alpha hydroxylase, mitochondrial-like
Exons: 9
Coding region: 148-1677 (509 amino acids)
Biological process (GO): cellular response to peptide hormone stimulus; glucocorticoid biosynthetic process; C21-steroid hormone biosynthetic process
Cellular component (GO): mitochondrial inner membrane
Molecular function (GO): oxidoreductase activity, acting on paired donors, with incorporation or reduction of molecular oxygen; heme binding; monooxygenase activity
Source: RefSeq, a predicted model, not a curated record
CCCCAAUGAGAAACUUAACUCUAUGCCGCGCCGGUCCCAGUCCGACAUGGGUCGAGCGAUAUAAAUAGUGUCUUGGUGCAAGAUGAGCACCGACACCCGAUAGACUUGCCUUUGUUUCCCUAACAGUGCACGAACAUAGCCAGAAGGAUGCUGCAGCAAGCCCUCAAAGUGUCUGGUCGCAGUGCGUCCCCGCUUAUCAAGUGGAUGGAGAAUUGGGCUGAGAGCGCAGCUGGCCUGAAGACUACAGAGGCGGCGCACCGGGUGAAAACCCUGGAGGAAAUGCCGGGACCCACCGUCGCCAAAUUUGCCUGGGACCUCUUCGCCAAACGGGGACUGUCCCGCCUCCACGAGCUGCAGCUGGAGGGUGUGAAGUGCUAUGGGCCGAUGUGGAAGGCCAGCUUCGGUCCCAUUCUGACGGUGCACGUGGCAGAGCCAGACCUGAUAGAGCAAGUGCUGAGGCAGGAGGGCCAGACCCCGAUCCGCUCUGACCUCUCCUCCUGGAAGGACUACAGGAAACAACGAGGUCAUGGCUACGGACUGCUCACAGCUGAGGGGGAGGAGUGGCAGGCGGUGCGGAGUCUCCUGGGGAAGCACAUGCUACGUCCGAAGGCGGUGGAGGCCUACGACGCCACUCUAAACGGUGUGGUUGAUGACCUCAUUGCUAAGCUCCGCCUCCGCAGGCGCCAGGACCCCUGCGGCCUCGUCCCGAACAUCGGCAGUGAGUUCUACCGCUUCGGCCUCGAAGGGAUCUCCUCAGUCUUGUUCGAGUCCAGGAUUGGUUGCCUAGACCCUGUGGUUCCCACGGAGACAGAGUGUUUCAUCCAGUCCAUUAACACCAUGUUUGUCAUGACGCUCCUCACCAUGGCUAUGCCUGCCUGGUUACACCAGCUGUUCCCCAAGCCCUGGGACACUUUCUGCCAGUGCUGGGACUACAUGUUCCAAUUCGCUCAAGGUCACAUUGACCAGCGUCUGAAGGAGGAAGCGGAGAAGGUGGCGCGGGGAGAGGACGUGGAGGGGCGAUAUCUGACCUACUUCCUGACCCGCACGGGGCUGCCCAUGAAGACGGUGUACAGCAACAUCACUGAGCUGCUCCUGGCUGGGGUGGACACGAUCUCCAGCACCAUGUCCUGGUCCCUGUACGAGCUGUCUCGGCACCCUGAGGUGCAGGCCUCGCUGAGGGAGGAGAUACUGGCCGUGAUGGGGGGUCGGAGGGUGCCUGGGGCUGCAGACGUGGCUCGCAUGCCCCUCAUGAAGGCUGUGGUGAAGGAGGUGCUCAGACUUUAUCCUGUUAUUCCGGCCAAUGCCAGGGUCAUCGCUGACAAAGACAUCCAGGUCGGAGGCUACCUCCUCCCCAAAAACACUCUGAUCACCCUCUGUCACUUCGCCACAUCCCGGAAUGCAGCAUUUUUCCCGAACCCGGAUGCCUUCCAGCCCCAUCGCUGGCUGAACCGGAACGAAGGCCACCACCCUUACGCCUCAGUGCCCUUCGGCGUGGGAAAACGCAGCUGCAUCGGCCGCCGCAUCGCAGAGCUGGAGGUCUACCUGGCACUGGCACGAAUUCUGAUGCAGUUUGAUGUGAAGCCCGAUCCGGAAGGCAGUGGUGCAGCAGUCAAACCCAUGACCCGGACACUGCUGGUGCCAGAGAGCGAGAUCAACCUGCAGUUUAUCGAGAGAUGAGCCGAUGACCUGCUGAAAACUAGCUAUGUGUAUUUGACAGUGACUGACAAUCCCAGUCUCUCAGAGUGCAACAGAUGGGAGCACUGGGGAAGAAAGAGGGCCCAACUGAAGCUGAAACCCUGCAGGCCUCAACCCACAGACCAGGCCCUCAGCCCCUCAGAACUCAAGCCCAGUUGGUUUGGGCUGGCCUGGGUCUGAGUUGAUACAGCAGCUGGAUGAGGGGCUGAUAGAGGUCUCAGAUCAAUGCCAUUGUUAUUUGAAAACCUUCCUUUCUGUCUAUGGGCAGUAGUAGGUGCAUUUCCAGUUAACUAAAAUUCACUUCCCACACUUUUUGCACAAGGAGGCUAGGAGAGGGUGAAGGGAGGGUAGUGCAAUAUUUCAAGUGCAUUAUGGCCUGGCUUGAAACCUUCCCAUGCAGAGCGAAAUGCAUAAAACUUGAAACUUUUGACUGAAACUUGAAAUGUACAUCAGGGCAAGUGAUUUUCCGUCUCAAUAUCAGGUUGAUUCCCCUUGCACCACUUAAACUUCCUGCUUUAUUAAUUAAUGCUCAUGAAUGCAAUAGCACUUAUACUUACUUGUGGUUUAGAUUGUAGCCAAUGGUAUUCCCAGUAGCCAAUGAUAUUACCAGUGGAAUCUCUGAUAACUACAUUAUGUUCCUCUCAUCUAACCAGACUGAUUAAACUCAGUUGCAAGUAUGCAUCCUGAUCAUAGCAUGUAAUGUUCAGUACACCAAAACCACAAUCACCCCUUUAGGCAGUCUUCAAUAUUCAUUUAUUAUAGCCCUAUGUAUAAUACUAGAAAACGCACCAUAUGUUUACAGCUGUGUUGGUAAUGCAUUGUUCUGUUCAUAACCAGAACAGUUGUAACUCCUUCCUUAGCUUAGACAAACAGAAAGCAACUUAUCCCUCUGUAAUUUAAAUCAUAGAUUGGCAGAUGCCAAGCCAAACCAAACUUCAGUUGCAUUUAUUAAUGUUUACGCAUUGCUGAUGAAGAUGCUAUAAAAUGCUUAUAAAUAUGUCAUGUACUGCCUUUAGAAGAGUGUUAUUGAAUUAUUAUUAUUAUUUUGGACAAAACUGUGAUGUUCCUAUCAGAAUGGUGCUUAUAUGGUGCUCAUUAGAAUCUUAAAUGAAAAAUGGCAGCUGGUGGGACUAACAUAGUGCUCCAUAUCCUCCCACCUGGGUUUCUCUGUUUACAAACACUUUUGUCUUUUUAAAAGUCUUCUGAUCUUGUAUGAUGUCCUACUCAGUUGUACAAAACGAUGUAUCCUCUGUGAGUUGUCUGUAUCUCUUACAUCUAAAAAAGAAUUUGUGUGUUAGCAUUUUUCUACAUCUAGAACCUGACGUGACUUGUAUGACGUGGUGCUUCAAAAUACUUAUUUCUCUGUUGGGAUAAGACAUUGUAAAAAGGUUAUAAAAAAUAAUUUUGUAAUUGUUCUCUAUUAAAAUAAUGUCAUACAUGUA